Messenger RNA from Tyto alba (common barn owl), 1953 nucleotides. RefSeq names its product alanyl-tRNA editing protein Aarsd1-like. Gene Ontology annotation, biological process: regulation of translational fidelity; alanyl-tRNA aminoacylation. The transcript has 13 exons. The coding region runs from base 113 to 1327 and encodes 404 amino acids. Lineage: Eukaryota; Metazoa; Chordata; Aves; Strigiformes; Tytonidae. Gene Ontology annotation, molecular function: nucleic acid binding; alanine-tRNA ligase activity; ATP binding. The record is from RefSeq and is a predicted model, not a curated record.
GCGGCCGCCGUCGCCGCCAGCCCCGUGUCCCUCCGCGGCCGCCGUCGCCGCCAGCCCCGUGUCCCUCCGCGGCCGCCGUCACCGCCAGCCCCGUGUCGCUCCCGCCGCCGCCAUGGUGUUCCAGUGCCAGCGGGACAGCUGGGCCCGGCAGUUCGCCACCACGGUGGUGUCGUGCCGGGCGGCGGAGCUGCGGCCCGAGGGCGGCGGGGAGCCGGUGCGCGGGUUCCAGGUGGUGCUGGAGGACACCAUCCUCUUCCCCGAGGGCGGCGGGCAGCCCGACGACCGCGGCCGCAUCGGCGACGUGCCGGUGCUGCGCGUGACCCGGAGGGGCCCCGAGGCCGUGCACUUCGUGCAGGCGGCGCUGGAGCCCGGCGCCGAGGUGCUGGUGUCGCUGGACUGGGAGCGCCGCUUCGACCACAUGCAGCAGCACUCAGGACAGCAUCUCAUCACUGCCAUCGCAGAGCAGAUGUUUGGAUUCAAGACAACUUCAUGGGAGCUGGGCCGUCAGCGAAGUGUCAUUGAGUUGGACACCCCCUCCAUGACAGCAGAGCAAAUAGAGGCCCUGGAGAAGAGUGUGAAUGAGAAAAUCCGGGAGAGGAUACCAGUGAUGGUGAGGGAACUGGCUGCAGAUGACCCUGAAAUUGAAACAGUGAGAAGCCGUGGUUUGCCCGAUGACCACGCGGGGCCAGUGCGAGUUGUUGACAUCGAAGGCAUAGACUCCAACAUGUGCUGUGGGACUCAUGUCUCCAACCUGAGCGACUUGCAGGUUAUUAAACUCCUUGGCACAGAAAAAGGGAAAAAGAACAAAACCAACUUGGUUUUCCUGUCGGGAAACAGAGUGCUGAAGUCAGUCGAACAAAGUUACAGUACUGAGAAGGCUCUAACCUCACUGCUCAAAAAUGGACCAGGUGAGCACGUGGAGGCUGUGAAGAGGCUGCAGAGUUCUGUGAAACUGCUUCAAAAGAAUAACUUGAACCUGCUUAGAGACAUUGCUGUUUUGAUAGCCCAGGACUUCAAGAGCAAACCUGUUCAAAGUCAGCUGUUUGUGUUACACAGGAAAGAGGGUGACUCUGAAUUUAUGAAUAUCAUCGCUAAUGAGAUUGGGACAGAGGAAACUCUGCUGUUCCUGACUGUGGGAGAUGAAAAAGAAGCAGGACUCUUUCUUCUAGCUGGACCUGUUGAAGCAGUUGAGAAUUUAGGUCCCAGGGUGGCAGAGCUGUUGGGAGGCAAAGGAGCUGGGAAGCGAGGCCGCUUUCAGGGCAAGGCAACCAAGAUGAGUCAUCGAGGAGAAGUGCAAGCUCUGCUCCAGGAAUUCGUCAGUCAUUGAAGCCCUGAAGCGCAGAAGAAGGAAUGAAAUGUGGCAGGAAUUGGAGGAAUGCUCAGAUCAGUAAAUUCCCCUUAAAAGACCAAACUAAGCUGGUCACCAGUUACAGCUGCCUGAGGUAGAGCUGGGGGGCAAGAAGAUGAGAUGCUGCUGUCAAGCCUGUGAGCAAGGAAAGGAGGAGGCACCAAAGAACAAGCCUCCUUGAGCCCUUUUCUGAAAAACAAAGCAACUGACUUUAUUUCCUGGCUACUCAGAAAUCUGCAAGUGCUGGAGGUCUGGAGAUGUUUGUGCUGGUGCCGCUGCCAGGGCCCCUCACUGCUGGCCACCAGGCCGGGCUGCUGCUGGCCUCGGGGCUUGGCAGUUCCCUCAGGCAGCGGGCGCUGCUGACCCAGCUGUGACGCUGGUGGGAGCAGCUUUUGGGUCACACUGGCUUCAUGGCUGCAGUCCCAGAGCUCUGCUGUGGGGCCAUCAAGGAUGUUAUUGCAGAAAGGAAGUUCAUCCCCUUGUAGCUGGCCUGGAAGAACCAUGUUAACACGCACAUGCUGACUGUACAUGAGCAUUAAAUGCGGAUAGAAGCAGCCACCUAGUGCUUUGUUUUGCAGGCACAUAGAAAAACAUAUGAAAGCCCU